This is a messenger RNA of Apiotrichum porosum, 1458 nucleotides long. RefSeq lists its product as uncharacterized. The transcript is spliced from 2 exons. Gene Ontology annotation, cellular component: nucleus; cytoplasm. The record is from RefSeq and is a predicted model, not a curated record. Gene Ontology annotation, molecular function: RNA polymerase II CTD heptapeptide repeat phosphatase activity; RNA polymerase core enzyme binding. The coding region runs from base 1 to 1458 and encodes 485 amino acids. NCBI's taxonomy places the organism in Eukaryota, Fungi, Basidiomycota, Tremellomycetes, Trichosporonales, Trichosporonaceae.
AUGUCCAGUGCGAGCGCCGGGCCAUCGCGCCCUGGUCCACGCGCCGCCGCCGCCGCCCCGAGCCAGGCUCCCCCUCCCACCGGAUACCGCCCACCGACACGCAGCCUCAAGCAGCCCAUGACGCUUGGUGUGACUGAGCGGCCGAUGCCUGGGCAAGUUGCGGCGGCGGCGGGAGUGAGCGACGCUGCAGCGCUGCGGACUGCGCUGGAGCGGCGCGCGACGGCGGCGCGGCGGGCGGAGAAGUGGAUGGACAAGGCGAUGGAGGAGGUGUUGAACCGCGACGAGUUCCAGAAGGCCCUCUCAUACAUGCACGCUGCGCAGUACACCGAGGUCCAGCACGAACGCCACCUCAACGGCCUGUGCUCGUACCCUCUGUGCGGCAACCCUCCUGCGGCGGCGUACCGCUCCGCCAAGCGGUUCGUCGUCUCGACCGCCAAGCGGACCAUCACCGAGACGGACGGCAACGCCGACGAAGGGUUUUGCUCGCGGCGGUGUGCCGCGCGCGCACACUAUGUCGCUGCGGGGCUCGGGACCGAGGCGACGUGGCUGCGUGGGACGGGCGCACGCGUGCAGCUGCUGGAGGAGAGGGAGGAGCGCGGGGAUGUGCGCUGGGCCGGCCGGCGGGGCGAUGUGCUCGAGUGGGUCAAACCCGAGGCCGCCGCCGUCGGCAACAAGACGUCUGUCCCGAAACCCAGUGCCGUGGCGGCUGGAGCGGCGCGGUCGGCACCACCACCACCGCCGCCGCCGCCCGUGGCCUCGGAGGCACAGCUGCCGCCACCACUCGGCAGCACCGCGCCGGCAGCGUCCACUUGUGGGAACGGCACUGCGGCCCGCGAGCAGCGCGACACAGGUGCAGCGGGGACGUCAACCGGGGCGGGGGAAGUGGCCUCGCGUGUCUCCGACUCGACCAUUCAGACAACACCAGCGAGCACGAGUGCCACGCCUGCCGCGCCCACAGCAACCAUCCCUCCCAGCGCUCCCACCACCACCGCCCGACCCCUGGCAACCCCGAGUCCGCCCCUCCCGAACGUGGACGGCAUGAGCGGGCUGAUCGCCGCGCUGUCCAUCGUCGAGCGCGAGACGCCGCGUGCCAAGCCACAGCCGCCAUCCAAGGCAUCGACGUACGUCGAGCAGGGCCGGAUCGUCGGCGGCGGCCAGCUGGACCCGCAGCCCGCGCCCGCCCCGCAGCCCACGGCGGGAACGACCGCCGCCGCCGCGCAGACCCGGCGGCAGGGCUCGUCCAUGCUCUCGGCCAAGAGCCAGACGCUCGCGUCCGUCGUCCUCGCUGCGGCCAAGACGGUGACGGUCCCCGUGGGCGAGGACGAGAGCGACGCGAGCGAGGAGGAGGAGGACUGGGCGCGCGAGAUGGGCUGGGGCGAGGGGGAGGAUGUGGACCGGCUCUUUGAGGAGGCGCGGCUCGCGCGGGAGAUGGGUGCGGAGGAGCAAGGGCAGGGGUAG